Penicillium maclennaniae is the source of this 4713-nucleotide messenger RNA. RefSeq names its product putative GTPase activating protein (Tsc2). Lineage: Eukaryota; Fungi; Ascomycota; Eurotiomycetes; Eurotiales; Aspergillaceae. The record is from RefSeq and is a predicted model, not a curated record. The coding region runs from base 1 to 4713 and encodes 1570 amino acids. Gene Ontology annotation, molecular function: GTPase activator activity. The transcript has a single exon. Gene Ontology annotation, biological process: regulation of small GTPase mediated signal transduction; negative regulation of TOR signaling; positive regulation of GTPase activity. Gene Ontology annotation, cellular component: TSC1-TSC2 complex; nucleus; cytoplasm.
AUGUCUUCCGACGAUGCUCCUCUAGCAGCCCAAUUCAAAUCGUCUUCUAACAGCUUCGUCGAUGUCUUCAAGACUUUAGGAGUCGGCCGUCCGAAAUCGCAUUCACCGGUGUCUCUGCAAGCGAACAAUAGCGACCACCCAACAGAUAGUCGAGGAAAUAGCCGGCUUGUGCUCGGGUUUGAAUCAAUGCAUCGUGGCAGCGUUGUGUCGAGCUCUUCGGACACCCCUAGUGGUCCCGAUUUCGAUGCUUCUCUCCGGAUCUUGUCCAACAAGCAAAAUUUAGCUCAGGCAAUAGAAGAAGCAGAGGCGCUGUCAAGAACUAUUCCCUGGUUCAGCGCGGAACAGUCAAUGGUACUGUGGGAGGCUGCGGAGUAUCUCUUACAUCAUGAACAUUCCGGAGAGGCCCAAAGGAGUGGGGGCAAAUUACUGGAAGCGAUCGCAGCCCGUCAGGAUCUAUCACCAUCUUCGAGGCGUGUGAUUUUCGAAGCCAUCACCUGCCCCACCGACCCCGAGUUGGUGGCUUCGCGUGUACAGUCAUUGGUCGCCUUAUCAGAUCACGGUAGAAAGUUGGACUUCACGAGUACCUCUAUUCUCCACAUCAUUGCUUCGUGGGUCAUGCCUCUCUAUGAAACUCUGGCUGCUGCACGCAACAAAGCGAAGAGGGUCAAGGCUGCCAAGCCCAACGAGCUUAGCCACGAUGAAGCGGUCUUGGAAGAGCUCUUCCAGUUUGCGGAGGACUUGAUUACUCUCCAACGCAAGCCACCAUCACAAGAGGAGAUUUCACUACUGCUAACAGAAACCAUUACUGUUUGCAAGAAAACCAGUGUGGCAAGUGAUAUCAAGAACUCUUUGGCAGUGUUUGAGGCUAUAAUUGACUACGCAAAUGUGCCAGAUGCCAGUUUCGUUCCUCUCCUGGAAGUGCUGUGCAGUAUUCAUGCAUCUGUCAAGUCUCUCUCUGGACCAACCUCUCGGACAGUUCGCAGUCUGGCAAAGUCUCGACGACAAGAAGAAAUGGUAAACACCUUACAUUCAUUCAUGAGGGAGUCAUGCGCCAAGGACCAGCCAAGGAAUUUGAAUGUUCUUCGAGGCACCAUUUACGUCUUCUCUGAUCUUGUUCGUGACUACGGUCAAAAUGGAAUGCCUCAAAUUCCUUUUGAUGAAUUGGUUGACUCUCUCUUGGCCAUUGCUCAAAAAGACGAGGGCAAGGUCGAUGCUGAUGUGUUGGACCUAUGUCUAAACAUAUUGGAGGGCAACUUCGUUCGAGUCGCCUUGGCUAGUGACUGGUCGAGCUUUGUCAAGCUUUUGCUCCUAUGUUCUCGGCGAGUCUUCGAUGAAUCUGACGACUCAGUCUCAUCUCCGACUAGUCCGCUGCAACACCCUGUCAAGAACACUCCUGACGAUACCAGAUCAAACAUAAUUGCCAACACAACGCGGAUCGCCUCCGCAAUUGAAGGACUGUGGGAACAGCUCGACAACGAACAAAAACAACAAUCUACUCAAUUCUUGAUGAAAGGAUACGCGCACAUCGAGCCAUCUCAGGCUGAGCUAAUUAUCAACCAUAUGCGACACGACAAGAUCUGCUAUCCAUCGGAAGAUUCGGCUUGGGUGCAGCACUGCCAGGAAUUGAUUGAGCGCUUCAUUCAGCCUCGAAAACAAAGCUCUGAUAUUCGCAUAAUGGCUUUGGAUACGCUGAAAGAAGCUCUUUCCGGCAAUGAGAAGCUACUCUUCACCGAGGAACAUGGCUUGUUGGAUCGACUCCUUCAAGACUUCUCCACGGAACAUGACUUGCUCUUUCUGGAAUCGUUAGUCUCAUUCAUCACGGAACCUGCAACGGAACCUGCAACUCAAGUCAACGAUUCCACGUUCAAACACUUGGUGGACAUCAUCAGCGCUCCUCUGACGAAUGACUGCCACACCAGCGAGCAUCGUGAGACAUCUUCUAAUUAUAACUCCUCUCGUCGCACAUCAACUACCAGCCUUUUGGAGCUGACUUUGUCGAAUGUGUGUGCUGUGAGCCUUGUGAAGAUGAUGCUUCGUGCCCUCAAUCAUUCUGGCACCAAGUCCGUCAUUCUUUUCGAGGCUCUAUUGCAGAUCGCAAAAUCCUCGGAUCGUCCAACAGACUCCCGUCUUACCGUCUUAAAGCUGCUUUUCCGACUUCGGUGUGACUCAGCAGGAUCUGUGACGGUAGUCUCAACAUCGGAGGGUGAUUUCCUGAUGAAUGUUCUAGGUCGCAAUGUUGAUGUCGCCAGUAUGGUACAAUCCUCUGUCGACAGUCCCACGAAGGACGUGUCCCAGGAUGCCUUGCCGCUCUCAGCGAACGCGAAGACCCCCACGAAAGAGCCACCAUCUAGCCUUCCGUCCAAGUCGGCCCCGCGCGGCUCCAUUUCUGCCCGCUCUUCGAAGUUGACAGCCCCAGCAUGGACGCAUUUCUUGCCACAGGUUCUUCCUGAGCAGCCACCAGGAGAGUCCAGUCGCCUGGUUUUCGCCUAUACGAUGGAUGGCGCGUCAGACCUCUCCGAGUCUACGCCGGCCCAGAUUGGUAUUUUGAAAGUGAAUAUGUGGCUUGAAAUUGUGAUUGCUCUACUUCAACGAGAGACCGAUUGGGAUGUCUACAGUUAUCUCCUCACACAUCUUGGGCCUCAGCUUGCCAACAAGGACUUCUUCAACAACUCGAUUCCUCAGGUCAAGCUGCUGCGUAGCAUCUUGUGUGACCAGGUCAAGAAUGAGACAUUCCACGAGCCCCCAGUGACGACUGGCUUGAAAAAGAGCGAUGUGGCCGCUUGCAUCUUCGAUGCUUUGUGCAUGCUGGUCAGCUAUCAUGAACACCUCGCUAAGAGUGAGGAGGAUGACCUUGUCCGGGCCUUCAUGUCCGGUAUCAUCGGUUCUUGGGGCGCGACUUCCCGUGGAUGCAUUCAGGCACUGUCACUCUGCUGUCAUGAGAUCCCCAUGUCGGUUACCAAGUCACUUAUGAGCAUACUAGACAGGAUGGCUAAAAUUAUAACUAUGUCGAACAUUGCCGUUCAUAUCUUGGAGUUCUUGGCUCUGCUUGCACGUCUUCCUGAGGUCUAUGUCAACUUGCGAGAAGAAGAGAUUCGCACCGUGUUUGGAAUAUGCAUUCGAUUCCUACAGACCUCCCGGGAGCAACGGUACAAAAGCUCUGACUCGCCUUUGGUUCGGCCUACUCAGAACCCAUCAGCAAGAUCUAGUGUUGGUUCACGGGAACAUGCCGAAGCCACUGAGCUCCCGACGCAAGAUGUCAUGUCAAGCUAUGUCAUGACCUUGACAUAUAACGUGAUGGUCUUCUGGUUCUUGUCUCUGAAGCUGCAGGAUCGCGCAAGACAUGUCAAUUGGAUCACCAGCCGUCUCAUCUUCCGCGAUGACAACGGAAAGGAGGUUGUCGAGGAGCAAAGCCAGGUUUUCAUCGACCUGAUGCAACGCGUUGCAUUUUCCGAUCUCGGCGAGACUAUCCCAUUCGAGACCUUCCCUCCCACUCCAGAAGAUGGGCCCGUGUCAAAGAAAUCUUGGGCUGUGGGCAUGAGUCUCGUCACCGUUGAAACAGCCGGUGUAUCUGGACUGACGCAGAUCACGAAGCGCCAAGCCUCCGGCACAACAUACUCGGUAUAUCAGCAGCGAACAGCCCCUGUACUCCCACAUCAGGUUCCUGCAAAUGUAGAUGCUCACCUGCACUCUGAUUCUAUGCGCACGGCAAUUCUACCGAGCCACAUCAUGCUGCAGAUGACUGCGACUGCCUUCCCCACUCCGACUGUGAUGCAGCCCAUUCCGAUCCCCGAAGAUGACAUUACUCGACGAGCAAUUAGCAGCUUUGAUCGUACCGAUAUUGUCGACGGGCACAAGAUCGGCGUUGUUUAUGUUGAUAAUGGUCAGAGCCAAGAAGCCGAAAUUUUGGCCAACACUGGAGGCUCCGCAGACUAUGAGCACUUCCUCUCCGGGCUCGGAUUCAAGGUGUCGCUUCGAGACGCCCAAUUCAACACCCAGGGUCUAUACGCUGAUACCGACGGAGAGGCCACUUAUGCUUGGCGUGACCGAGUGACGGAGAUCGUGUACCACGUCGCGACAAUGAUGCCUACUGAUUUCGACCGCGAUCCUACCUGCAUCAACAAGAAGCGAAAUAUUGGUAACAACUUUGUCACCAUCGUGUUUAAUCGUUCCAACCUCCCUUUCAACUUCGACACGAUCCCGUCCCAAUUCAACUCCAUCAACAUUGUCAUUACACCCUCGAGUAAUAUCGCAUACGAUGAGUCCGGCUUUGUCAAGGGAGAAACCGAUCCUGAUCAGCUUUACUACAGUGUGCAGGUGAUGAGCAAACCGGGCUUCCCUGAUGUCUCACCUGCUGCAACGCCCAAGGUGAUCUCAGGCAGAAACCUGGCGCCAUUUGUUAGGAUCCUCGCUCUCAACGCGUCGGUGUUCUCUCUCGUUUACAACACCGAGGGUGGCGAGCAUGCAUCUUCCUGGCGCACCCGUCUGCGCGAGAUCAAAAAGGUUCGCGAACGUGCAUUGGCUGCCCAAGCCCAAGGCUCGGAGGCUCCAGAGGGAGCCUACCCAGGCCUGCGUCGCAACACGAAAGCCAGUAUCUUCUCCGAAGAAACGCCUAUCCGCGCUCCUUCCUUCAAGACCGACUCCAUCUCGGAAUGGACCGCGGCCUCGGAUACAAAUAUUCUUCAGAACCUUGACUUCUCCCGCUGGAGCCGUUAG